CCCAAGAUGGCAACAAACAAAGUGCGCCUCUAUGCCCUCACAGGCGCCGUAGCGGCCAUCACAGCCACCGGAGCCUGGUAUGGCGCCGGUCUUAACAUGCGCCAAGAAUUGAAAGAAGAAAAAGCAAAAACCCAUGGAGCGACACAUGAAGAGAAGAUUGCCCAACUCCAAUCCAUGCGUCAGCAUCUCGUCCGUUCGAAAGAAGAAUUGCAGGCCAAAAUUGACAAAUUGUCUGGGAAAAAUGUCCCGCCAGGAUCAACAACGACAGUAGGAAUGCAAGGGACUCUGGAAGGACGUACGAGGACUUCAUGAUGUUGAAGAAGAAUGGUGAUGACGAUGAAGAAAAUAUUUCAUCCUCCCAGAAGAAAACAAUUACCGUCUCCAGCUCCAGCUGCAGCUCCCUCUUCCCUCGCCUACCACCACCGGAACAAUCCAACAUUAUCACCUACCAGCCAGCCAAUCAACCAACCAACCAACCAACCAACCAUCCAACCAGCCAACCGACCAACCAAC
Molecule: messenger RNA, 513 nt
Organism: Sphaerulina musiva SO2202
Lineage: Eukaryota; Fungi; Ascomycota; Dothideomycetes; Mycosphaerellales; Mycosphaerellaceae
Exons: 2
Coding region: 7-312 (101 amino acids)
Source: RefSeq, a predicted model, not a curated record